Messenger RNA from Cuscuta europaea, 572 nucleotides. The record is from the annotation of a GenBank genome assembly. Lineage: Eukaryota; Viridiplantae; Streptophyta; Magnoliopsida; Solanales; Convolvulaceae.
AAUAAAAAGUUAAACUAAACUCAGAAAAAAAUGGCCUCAUCCCCUUUUGUGUGCUCGAUGCCACAUUUCAUUUUCAUAAUAGCAUACUAUUCAGCAAUGUUAAUUGUACCGAUAGAAUCCCAAAAAAGUUCACCAUUCCUCAAUAUUCCAGCUUUUCCAUUCUCCCCUUUCCAUCUCCCAUCACAUGAUAAUAUUAAUGUGCCUAAACCUUCAUUUGAUAUUCAAAGAUGUUGGGGCUCGAUGGAUCAUGAUAUGGCGGCGUGUAUGGUCGAAGCGAAUGCGUUUCUGGGAAGGAGUCUGCCGCAGGCUCCGAGGUUGAGCACAACAUGUUGCAUGGCCUUUAAUGAGAUGACUGAUCGGUGUGCUAAGAAUGGGUUUGCUUUUGAUGUCUUCAUCCCUCCCUUGGUGAAGGAGUAUUGUGGUUUUGGUCAAUGAAUGUCAAGUUACGUACUCUAUCGUUAUGUGUCUUUUGUGAUUCUUGGAUUCAGUAAUAUCAUGUUAAAGGGGUAACUUUCAACUCUGAAAGAGAAUGUUGCAAAGGUAAUGUAAUCACAUGAAAAAGUAAUCUAUUU